UGAUAUUUUCUAAUUGUCAAGAGCUUUCUUUCUCAAGUUACCUCUAGUGCUGGAAACAAACACUAAGAAGAGAAAAAUGGAUCCCUCAUUUUGGGCAUCAGAAACUAACAGAUUUCGACGAUUCACCCCUGAGUCCCUGGCAGCAAUUGAGGAAAGAAUUGCCAACAAAAAAAAGGAACAAGUCAAUGUUAAAGGAAAGAAUAAGGAGCAAGGAGUUGAAGAAAAGCGUAGUCCUCAACUUGACCUGAAAACCUGCAAAAAGUUGCCAUCUCUGUAUGGGGACAUUCCUGCAGAGCUGGUUGGGGAACCCCUGGAGGAUUUUGAUCCAUACUACAGUGAUCACAAGACUUUUAUGGUGAUAAGUAAAAGGAGGACUAUUUUCCGGUUUACUGCCGCACCUGCCUUGUUUAUAUUUGGUCCUUUUAAUCCAGUCAGAAAAACAGCAAUUAAAAUUCUGAUACAUUCAUAUCCUUUCAUUGAAGUCUUCUGGCCUGAACAUGUUUUCACUGCCAUAUAUACUACUGAAAUAUUGAUUAAAAUAGUAGCAAGAGGAUUUGUUUGUAAUGAAUUUACUUUUCUUCGAGAUCCAUGGAACUGCUUGGAUUUUUCUAUUAUUAUUGUAAUGUACAUUACUAUAUUUCACAAUGUUGGCAAUGUUUCAGUUCUUCGAACUUUCAGAGUACUGAGGACUUUGAAAGCGAUUUCAGUAAUACCAGGUCUGAAAGUCAUCGUCAAUUCCCUUGUUGAGUCUGUUAAGAAGCUCGUGGAUGUGUUGAUCCUGACUGUAUUUUGCUUGAGUGUAUUUGCACUGAUAGGCCUCCAGCUUUUUAUGGGCAAUUUAAAAUCCAAAUGUGUCCUCAAGGGAACUCACUACAAUGAAUCAUUUUGUAAGGAUCCCAAGAUAUAUGUACCAAAUGAUCAAGACAAAUGCUCCAGAUUAAAAGACUCUUCUGAAAUAUUGCUCUGUGGGUACACUGGAGAACCCGAUAAAGAGUGUCCAGCAAACUACACCUGUCAGAAGACUGGGAACAAUCCUGACUUUGGUUAUACAAGUUUUGAUCAUUUUGGCUGGGCCUUCCUCUCUGUGUUCCGUCUCAUGACCCAGGACUACUGGGAGCGUCUCUACAGACAAACCAUCCGUACAUCUGGAAUAUCCAGUGUCUUUUUUUUUAUGGCUGUCAUCUUCUUCUGCUCAUUUUAUCUCUUCAAUCUGAUCUUGGCUGUGGUAACUAUGGCAUAUGAAGAGGAAAAUAGAGCUACUCAUGCUGAAACAGUGGCAAAGGAAAAACUGCUUCAGGAUGCCAAACAAAUUAUAGAGAAGGAACAGAUGCUGGCUGUGGAAGAAAGCAGUAAGGCCUUGCAUGGUGGAUCUGAAAUGCCAGUUGCUGACUUGAAAAAUUCAGAAGGAAAAGAGAGUAAUAAAAAAACACCUACUUCAAGGCAAAACUUGAUUUUAGAUGACCAGGAAAAUGAGGAGAAAAUAUUUCAUUCACAGCCUGAUCACUGCCAAAAGAAGCUUAGGCAGAUCCUGCUGACCUAUGAGGUGUCAGUGGAUGCUAUCAAUGAUCCUGUCCGAAGACAGAGGUUAAUGAGUGCAGCCACAAUUCUUACAGAUAAUUCAAAGUCAAAACUGCAUUGUCCUACAUUUUGGAAAAAUCUCCCUAAGAAAUAUCUUAUUUGGAAUUGUUGUCCAUUCUGGAGAGCAGUCAAAGAGAAGAUGAAAUUGGUAAUUUUGAAUCCAUUUGUUGAUCUCUUAGUCAUGGUUUGCAUUAUCUUGAAUACCUUAUUCCUGGCUAUGGAGUACCCUGGCAUGCAACCACAUUACCAACAACUGAUUUCAUUAAGUGACAAGGUCUUCACCCUGAUUUUUACCACAGAAAUGAUCUUGAAAAUCAUUGCUCUAGAUCCUUACUACUAUUUCCAGAAAAAGUGGAAUAUUUUUGAUAGCUUUGUUGUUUUGAUUGGCCUAGCAAGCUUUGGAACAAAUCUGUCACCUUUCAGGCUGCUCAGGAUCUUCAAAUUGGCAAAGUCCUGGCCAGCCUUAAAUACUCUUAUGAGAAUAAUUCUACACUCAUUUGGUGCUCUGAGUAACCUCACUCUGGUUCUGGCAAUCACUGUAUUUAUUUUUGCUGUAGUAGGAGUGCAGAUUUUGGGCAAUGAUUAUGCCACAUAUUACUCUAAUAUAAGCCCCAGUAGUGAAUUACGCUGGCAUAUGAAAGAUUUUAGUCAUUCAGUCCUGAUUAUAUUCCGAAUAUUAUGUGGAGAAUGGAUUGAAACUAUGUGGGAAUGCAUGGAAGUGGCUGGAAAAAAGAAAUGUCUCAUAAUUUUCUUGCUUGUCCUGGUGCUAGGAAACCUGGUGGUGCUCAACUUGUUCAUUGCUUUGCUGCUGAGUUCGUUCAACACUGAUGGCCCAGAGGGACAAGAGAAGGCUGGAGAAGGGACUAAAUACCAAAUUGCCAUUGCACAUAUUCACAGCAGCCUGAAGGCUGUGAAAGACAGAAUUUGGGAUCACUGCUGCAAAAGAAUGAGAGGAAGCCUCAGAAGAACAAACAAAAAGAAGACUUUGGCAGAAGUUUCUGGGAAAGGCAUAGAGGUUAUUAAUUAUGCCAUGACAGAUGUCACAAAACAUAUAGACAGCAGCUGCUUUGAUAUAGAGCGUUGCCAUAUGGAAGAGAGUUCCUCACUAGCAAGAAAAUAUGAAGACGUUUUGACCAUCCACAGUACCUGUGUUCCCAUUACAGCAGCAGAGGUUUCCUCCAAGGAAGGUGAUGAUGGGCAGAUUUUGCACACAGCUGUAGAAUACAGAAAACAGGGAGACAAUUUAAGACACAGAGAACAGUGGCAGAAUUCAAACAGCUUCAAUCAGAGUUCUGGGGCUUCUGAAACAGUAAAUGUUUUAACAAUAACACACCCAAAGAAGGAACAAAAAGAGAAAUACAAUGCUGCUCGUAGCUUUUCUGAAGCCAGCACUGUGGAUCCAGUUGCUCUUCUGGAGAUGCUUUCCCAGAGUAAAAACUCACAGCUGCCUAAGGACUGCUUUGUAGAAAGUUGUGUUGAGUGUUUCCCUCGUUGUGCAGUGGAUAUCACUCAGUUUCCAGGCAAAACUUGGUGGAACUUUAGAAAAACCUGCUACAGAAUUGUUAACCAUAGUGGGUUUGAAUAUUUUAUGAUUUUUAUGAUUGUAUUGAGCAGCGCAGCACUGACAUUUGAAGAUAUUCACCUACAGAAGAGGCAAAAAGUGAAAAUUAUCCUAGAUUAUGCUGAUAAGAUAUUUGCCUACACCUUUUUUAUGGAGAUGCUUCUGAAAUGGGCAGCUUUUGGUUUGCACAGUUAUUUCACAAAUUCUUGGUGUUUGCUGGACUUCAUCAUUGUGUGUCUGUCCUUUGUUUCCUGGGGACGAAAUUCUGUUUCUGAAGAUUCCUCACCUUGUUCCUCUGGGACCAGCCUGAAAUCUCUCAGGACUUUUAGAGCACUGAGGCCUUUACGAGCUUUGUCAAGAUUUGAAGGCAUAAAGGUUGUUGUGAAUGCGCUCUUUGGAGCCAUCCCCUCAAUCUUCAACGUUCUGCUUGUCUGUGUCGUCUUUUGGCUCCUCUUUAAUGUUCUAGGAGUAAAAUGGCUUGGAAGCAGAUUUUGGAAAUGCACAUUCAAAAAAGAAAAUAAUGUUUCCAUUAAUAACAAAACUGAUUGUUUUUUACACAAUGGGACAUGGAUGAAUAGUGCUGUAAAUUUUGACAAUGUUGGCAAUGGAUAUUUGGCACUUCUCCAAGUGGCAACUUUUAAAGGUUGGAUGGAUAUUAUGUAUGCAGCAGUGGAUUCACGUGAGAUCGAUCAACAGCCAAAAUUUGAAGAACGCUUCAGCAUGUAUGCAUUCUUUGUGGUUUUCAUUAUUUUUGGAUCUUUCUUCAUGCUGAACCUUUUCAUUGGAGUGGUUAUCAGCAAUUUUAACCAGCAAAGGAAAAAGAUAAGUGGAAAAGAUCUAUUUUUGACUGAGGAACAGAAAAAGUACCAUAAUGCCCUAAAAAAACUUGGAUCCAAGAAACCCCAAAAACCCAUCCCAAGACCAUCGAAUGCAUUCCUAGGAUUGCUGUUUGACAUUGUAUCUCACAAAAUAUUCGACAUCAUCAUUAUGAGUUUCAUCUUUCUAAAUGUGAUUGUUAUGAUGGCAGAAACCAAUCACAAAGACACCAAGGAUGUUCUUAAUAAAAUCAACUAUUUUUUUGUGGCUGUAUUCACUGCAGAGUGUGUCAUAAAAAUACUGGCCUUAAGGCACUACUACUUUGGAAGCGGCUGGAACGUGUUUGAUUUCAGUGUUGUGGUCCUUUCAAUAGUGAGUCUUGCAGUUUCUGAAGGAUUUCAAUCUUCCUUCUCCCCUUCGGUUUUGAGAACUCUUCGUUUGGCACGAAUUGCCCGAGUUCUGAGAGUAAUUCACGGAGCCAGGAGAAUUCAAACUCUUCUUUUUGCAUUGCUGAUGUCUCUUCCUGCCCUGGUCAACAUUGGCCUUUUGCUUUUCCUGAUAAUGUUCAUUUAUGCCAUCAUGGGCAUGGCAAACUUUGCCUGUCUCCACUGGGAUGGUGGGAUUGAUGACAUUUUCAACUUCCAAACAUUUUGUGGGAGCAUUCUCUGCCUCUUCCAAAUUACCACAUCAGCUGGCUGGGAUAAUCUUCUGGCCCCUGUACUAAAAGGAUCUGGACCGUGUGCUCCCCAGUUAAAUGAAACAGGAACAGAGAAAAAUAAUUGCAUAAGUAAGGGCUUUGGUAUUUUCUAUUUUGUAAGCUAUGUCAUUAUAUCAUUUCUCAUUGUUGUAAAUAUGUACAUAGCUGUCAUUUUAGAGAACUUCAAUGUUGCCACUGAGGAAAGCACAGAUCCUCUUUGUGAGGAUGACUUUGAUAUGUUUUAUGAGACAUGGGGAAAAUUUGACCCUCUGGCAACGCAGUUUAUAGAUUAUUCUGCUCUUUCAGACUUUGCAGAUGCACUGGAAGAGCCCUUGCGCAUCCCAAAGCCUAACAAAAUCCAGCUCAUAUCCAUGGACAUCCCCAUAGUUAGUGGAGAUAAGAUCCACUACUUGGAUAUCUUGCUGGCUUUCACUAAAAGGGUCUUGGGAGAAUCUGGAGAUUUGGAGGAUCUUGAAUUAAACAUGGAAGAAAAGAUUGCAGCUGCCAAUCAAUCUAAAAGUAGUUACAGCCCAAUUUCCUCUACCCUUAGAAGAAAACAAGAGGAAGUGUCAGCUGUUGUUAUUCAAAGAGCCUUCAGGAAGUAUUUGAGACAACGUUCUCUUGAAAAUUUAUCCUUAUACCAUUGUGAACAUAACAAUGCUGUCUUUGAACGAGAAACACAGGACAGGCAAAGUAUUCUUGAAUCACUGCUUGAUGAAAAUCAUGGUAGGAAGAAAGAUAAAUUACGUCCUGUCUCUUCCAUAUCCCUCCCUUUAUAUUAUGGUGGCUUUGCUAAGACAGACAGCAAUAAGCUUGACACAUGAGCUUGCUCCCAGCUGCAGCAUUUCCAAUUAAACCAAUGUCACUUAUUUUCAGAUGGAGACCAUAUUUUGAUCCCACAAAUGUUCUAAAUUUAGAAUAAUAACAGCAGCCUUCCAGUAUUCUAAUUGUUCAGAUUUGCAAAUGCUCCUUAAAGCAAUGAAAAUUUGAACAAUUAUAUCGUAAAUGUUAGAGGAAAAUCAAACCAUGGAAUUUUUUUCCUCAGCUACUGGAGUUGGUGAGUUAAUUUUUUAAGCUGUCAUUUUUAUAUUAGUUCAUGUGUCUGCAGAAGAAGUCAAAGAUCAGUUGUGAGCACUUAUUUAUAACCACACAAGGAUAUAGAAUAAGGUAUAUGUCUUUAUGGAGAACCAAUUUUUCUGUACAGGAUUUAUUGUAGCAAAAUUAAGUAAUUACUGCACUUCUGUAAAAGAGCUCACUCAAGGCACUUGAGUAUAAUCAGCCUCUAAUUUUGAUGUUUUUGGGACCAUUCUCCUCCUAAUAUCUUUGAAUGGAUUUGUUUAUGCCUAAGAAUUUUUGAGGUGUCCUUACACAAACACCUAAAGGGAUUUAACAGAUCAUCCUCAGUUGCCUGUACCUGAAACUUGUACAUAAUUUGUCCUUUGUAUAAUUCAUUGUAUGAAAAUUGUUGUAAUCAUAAUCAAAAUCAAAGAAUGUUGUGCGAGAGAUAUUGUUUCCAAGAAAGAAUAAUUGUACAUAAAAUUCCAUCAUUAUCCCUAGAAAGCACUACUUAGUAAUCUGAAAAGAAGUUUAUGGUGUAUCUUGUGAGAUAACAUUCAUUUAAGUUAAUGAAAGCAUUUAUUUCUUUGAUUCUGGAAAAAAAAAAGUAUGAAUGAUGUGUAAAAAUAUUUUACUGAUUUUUUUUUUUUUUUCAGUUUGGAAUAUGAUUGAUUUAGAUUCUUCAAUAAAGAGUUCAGAUGCUUACCCUAUUUUUUGUCUAUUUUCUAAUAAGUAUCUUCAAUUUCAUUUAUUACAAGACAUAAUCUAUUAUUGUGGGAUAGAACAACACUAAUAUAAUUUUCCCAAUUAUUACCCAGCUUCCCAAAGUAGCUGCCUAUUAGCAAAAGAAAACUGAAAUUAUUUUUCUAUUCACAGGGAGUUGGAAAAGAUUUAGAAUUUUCAGGCCAAGAAUAUCAAGAACAAUGAGGUAAUGAAUUUUUACUGUCAUUUACCUUAUUAAAAACUAUUAAAACAGGACAGAUUUAGUCAAAACUAAGCUAUUUUCAGGACAUAUAAAGGCACAGGCAAGUGAAGAGUUAAAGAGCUCGGAUACAGUAUAGUUUGAAAUGGAUUUAUUUUGGUCAAACAUUGGAAGAGCCCCCCCAGGGAAGUGGUGGAGUCCCUGUCCCUGGAAAUGUUCAAAAAAUGAGGUGAUGUGGCACUUGGUGCUGUGGCUUAGUGGGGAUGGAGGUGUUCAAUCAAAGGGUGGACUUGAUGAUCUUGGGGGGGUCUUUUCCAACUUUAAUGAUUCUGUGAUUACUUUCAGAGCCAGUUUUUGUUCAUAAAAAAAGCUCUGCAGAGCUCCCAGGAGAGCUCAGGGGUCAGCAGCCCUGGGCAGUGCAAUGCAGAGAUACCUGGUGGGUCUGUCUCCCACCCAGCCUGAGUUGUUCCAUGCACAGAGAUGCUGGUCAGGAAAUUAUUUUAUUCAAUGUGAGCUGGAAUGGGCUCUGGAAUGAACCAUUAGCUUUUGUUCCAUUAGAUGGCAGCAUUUACUGUGGUUUAGGAUUUGGGCAGUCUUCAGUGAAACAGGUGAAACUCACACACUUCAGCAUAGAGCUACUAAAUUAAUUCUAAAUUGUUCAGAAGAAAAGUGUCACAAGUCUCUUUUUCCCUGUCCUGGGCU
This is a messenger RNA of Parus major (Great Tit), 7332 nucleotides long. RefSeq names its product sodium channel protein type 5 subunit alpha-like. Gene Ontology annotation, cellular component: voltage-gated sodium channel complex; axon; plasma membrane. Gene Ontology annotation, biological process: sodium ion transmembrane transport; neuronal action potential; membrane depolarization during action potential. Gene Ontology annotation, molecular function: voltage-gated sodium channel activity. The transcript is spliced from 26 exons. Bases 77 to 5476 code for a protein of 1799 amino acids. Lineage: Eukaryota; Metazoa; Chordata; Aves; Passeriformes; Paridae. The record is from RefSeq and is a predicted model, not a curated record.